AUGAAAUCCAAGCCCACAAAACCAGUCCAAAAUCCAACCCACCAAAAUCAGUCCAAAAUCCAACCCACCAAAACCAGUCCAAAAUCCAACCCACCAAAACCAGUCCAAAAUCAACCACAACCAGUCAAAAUCCAACCACGCCAAAACCAGUCAAAUCCCAACCCAUCAAAAAUCCGUCCAAAAAUCCAACCACCAAAACCAGUCCAAAUCCAACACCAAAACAGUCCAAAACAACCACCAAAUAGCCAAAAUCCAGACCACCAAACCAGAUCCAAAAUCAACCACAAAUCAGUCCAAAAUCCAGAACAAACCAGUCAAAAAAUCACCCACCAAAAGCGAAGUCCAAAUCCAAACCCUACCAAAACGUCAAAAUCAAACCACCAAACGCAGUUCAAAUCAACCACAGAAACCAUAAAUCCAACCCACAAAACCAGUCCAAAUCCAACCAACCAAACCAAGUCAAAAGCAACCACCAAAACCAGUCCAAAAUCCAACCCCCCAAAAUCAGUCCAUAAUCCACCACCAAACGCAGUCCCAAAAUCAACCCACCAAAACAGUCCAAAAUCAACCACCAAAGAGAGUUCAAAAGCAACCCACCAAACCGUCCAAAACAACCCACAAAAUCAGUCCAAAUCUCAACCACCAAAACCAGUCCCAAAUCGCUAA
Molecule: messenger RNA, 666 nt
Organism: Penaeus vannamei (Pacific white shrimp)
Lineage: Eukaryota; Metazoa; Arthropoda; Malacostraca; Decapoda; Penaeidae
Source: RefSeq, a predicted model, not a curated record